GGUCAGAGCUUGUGCCAGUGAACCAAGUGUGGGCUGUUGCCAAACGCGCUGAGUGUACAACAUACAGGAACUGCGCCGUCACGAGAGAGAGGGAGAGGGCGAAUGUUGCUACAGCUAACGAAAAGCGUCCAGUAUUGCUAUCAGCCGAUGAAGGCUUGACAGGCGACUAGCGGGGGACAUAGAUAGGGAGAGAAACUCACGUCCCUCGUCGUCUGUCAGAACGGAUGGGCGCGACAUUUGUCAACUGACCGGUAGCCUACCACACAUUGGAUCGAGGACAAAAUCAGCACCCCGAUGCUGUCGCAAUUCAGCUGACCACAGUUGGACACGCAGUAGAUCCAGCGAAUGACAUCGCUCACUGUGAGUUCAAUUUAUCGCUACAAUUCAUCGCUCACUCUGCUGGCACAAUGCUUCCUCGUAAUAUGCGGACAGGUGGAAUAGACCUGCCAGGGGUGGGGUCGAGGGAAGUUCCUCUCAUUGGCUACCGACCCUUACCACCUGACAACAACACCCCCAGCAGCCAAUCAGGGAGAAUGACUGACAGCAAAGAACUGGACACCUUAGAGGGUGAGCUCUCCCCGAUGAAAACAACAUGGUACUGUCCUCUGGACUUGUCCACUGUGUUGGAGGAGGAGGAGGAUGGAGUGAUAUACACGGUUGUGAUGAAACAACAGCAUGGCACCACCACCAGUCCAAUGUCCUCUGCCGCACGCUCCCAAUGUGUGAAAGCAGGAACAGAAGAGAAGCUAGUCCUACACCUUCUCCACUCCUUCUCUAUGGGAGACUCCUCCUUUAUUACUAUCUUUCUCUCCACCUAUCGCUCCUUCAUCACCACCAAGAGAGUGCUGGACAUCCUGACUGACAGAUUAGAGCAUCCACCAGGAGAAAGCACAAGAAGUCAGACCAGGCAAAGUUUCAACAGAGCGGUGUGCAUGGUGUUUAACACUUGGCUUUCGGAGUACCCCGAGGAUUUUCUCUCUUUGGGAGAGCCCUCCCACCUGCUCCGCCUAGCCCCUCUCCUCCCCCAGGACUUUUCAGCCUCAGAUCUCCGUAGUCGCCUCCUCAAGAUUGCAGAGGAACUCAGUGAGAAGGCUCUGCUUUCUGACAGCCAAACAGAUAAAACUAUCUCCCAGAUUCCCCCUCCUGACCCCUCCAAGUUCGAUGCCACCAACAUACUGGUGUUUCCAUCUUGGCUGAUUGCUGAGCAGCUUACAAAGAUAGAGACUGAGUUGUUUGUCCGUCUGGUUCCAUACCACUGCCUGGGUUCACUGUGGUCCCAAAGAGAUAAGAAGGGACGGGAGGGAGUGUGUUGGUCUGUUCGGGCCACGGUACGGCAGUUUAACAAGCUUGCCAAUACCGUGUCGGCGUCCUGCUUGUGGUCCACGCAGCUACGCAGCUGGCAGAGAGCUCGCCUCCUUGAGCAAUGGAUCAGUGUGGCGGAGGAGUGCCGGGCCAGGAAAAACUUUUCGUCCUUGUAUGCCAUUGUUUGUGCACUGCAGAGUAACCCCAUACACAGACUGAGGCACACCUGGCUAGAAACAGACAAGGAGGCCGUGAGGAGAUACGAGGAGCUGUCAGACAUUUUCUCAGAGAAGGACAAUUUCUCCCACAGCAGAGAGCUGCUCAAGGAGGAGGGCACUUCAAAGUUUGCCAACGUGGACAGCAAAAUGAACAACAGAAAACAUAUAGGGUCCAGUGCCCAGGGCACAGUGCCCUACUUGGGCAUCUUCCUCACUGACCUCACUAUGUUGGACACAGCAGUCAAAGACAAGCUAGAGAAUGGCUAUAUCAACUUUGACAAACGGAGACGUGAGUUUGAAGUUUUAGCUCAAAUUCGACUCCUCCAGUCUUCCUGUAAAAACUGUGUCUUCAUCUCUGACGAGGCCUUCCUACAGUGGUACAACAGUGUUCCGACACUAACUGAAGAAGAAAGUUAUAGACUCUCCAAUAAGAUCGAAGCGCCAAGUGAACCUAGUCCAAGUCGUGGCCCUACCCCCACUGUCAUCGUCACUCAGUGCCCAGACUUAAGUUCCUCAAGAACCAGUCUGGCUGGUGACAGUGAUAGUCUGUUUGACUUUCCCUCUCCUGUCAAUCACUUACUGUCCAAGCUUGCAAAGCAUAUGAAAUCCCCUUCAGUUUCCUGUCUUGAUGUGGACUCCUCCCCUUCCUCUACUGAACCCACCCCCUCUGCUGCAUUGACCCCAUCACCUAACACUGUCAAAUCACAUCGUCGAUCAGUCUCCUGUGGCAACAAUCCCACUUAUAACCAUCAAGGGUCGGGGCCAGAUAUGCGAAUCAUCAGGAUACGGAUGGAUUUACAUGAUGGGAAUUUAUAUCGAAGCAUUAUGGUGUCAAGCAAUGACAAGACUCCCACUGUCAUCAGUUCUGCCCUUGAGAAGAACAAUCAGGACCGUAAAGAGGCCUCCAAAUAUGAGCUUAUUCAACUACUUCCUGAGGGAAAAGAGUUAGUCAUUCCUGCCACAGGAAACGUCUUCUACGCUAUGACUUCCUCAAGUGUGGACUUUCUACUUAGAAGAAAAGGGGGUACUACCCCAUUAGGCUUUCAUCCAAUAAGCACUGAGACCAGUGCCACCUUUCCUCGAAUCAAAGACAAGGGGCGGAGACUGGUCAGAACUCUUUUUUGACACAUGGUUCCAAACCCAUUGAAAUCCCGGACUUGUAGUUAUCAAGGUUAUAACAGAAAUUCACAAAGAUGUCUCUUUUAUAUGUGGCCUUGUCUCUCCUAGCCCUAAAUGACCUAUGCCUUUUUUACAAAUACAAUUUCACAUUCCGACUGAGGUUCGUCAACCAAAAUGUUCCGCUGAACGUGUCACAACCUGUACAAUGACGUAAAGACAUUUCUAUCACGUGCUGACCACACCAGAAACCAUUUACUUGAUGUGGAGAGCAGGAUCAAUCUUGCUAGCUUGAAAUCCUUUCAGUAUCUAUAGCUAAGGACCAAUGGAAAUUAUUGAGCAAUGGCAUUUGCAUCUCUUUUUCCUUGUCUAACCAAAUGGAUGUUAGUACAGCAACCAAGGCUUCCCUCUGUGUCUGUGAGGUACCUCAGGUUUCGUCUUGACAGAAGGAAUGAUAUUUGAGUUUAUUAGUUGACUAAACAGAUCACAAAUAAAUCAAGAUUAUGAUUAUUGCUUUAAUCUUGUAGUGUCUAGUGUAAUUUCUUUCAAGAGUGUGCAAAAGAUGGAUACUAUAAAUAUACAGUAUAUAUGCAAAAUGACAGACCUUCUAGAGAUGCAAGUGAUGUAAGGAUAUGUCAUCGUAGCAAAACACUGGGGCUUAUCUCAUUGAACUACACUAUCUACGUUUUGUCAAUGUUGAUGUGCUCUGUAUAUGUAUAAUAUGGUGUCUUAAUUGUGUUUACAGUGGCAAGGAGUCAAGGCUCAAGGUAUCAUUUGUAGUUUAUAAAGUUACAUUCAAUUGCUUUAAGGAACACAAAACAGCAAACAUUUCAAAUCAAGAUGUAGAAAAAGCAUGGUUCUUUCAGCAGCAUUUUGAAUUGACAUUAAUUGGUAUAUUGAUGACAUAGUGGUUGAAAUACUGAUGAUUUAUUUGGCGGCAUCUUGUAUUAUCUACACAAAGCACUCUAGCUGUGGACAUUGUAGAAUGUAACGUAAGGCAUAAUUACUGCUAAACAGAAAAGGAGUGUACUUAAAUCUAAUUUAAAUGUAUUAAAUUAGAUCUUCAUACAUUUUCUUGGAAGUACAUUGGAAGUGUUUUUAAAAUUGACUGAGUUUGUUGACAGCUUUGUUUAUUGACAGCUUUUAUUCUUAUACUUUGUAAGUAUCCUUUGAGUAUGGUAUUUUUUGGCUUGUGUGUAUAUACUUGGUAUACUGCCUAGAUACACCAUUAUUUCAAACAGAGACACUAAAGAAACUCCAAACUAGUAUGUGCCUUUUACAAAGACUAUGUUUAUUUUCUUUUAUCCACGUCAAA
Osmerus eperlanus (European smelt) is the source of this 3951-nucleotide messenger RNA. RefSeq names its product ral guanine nucleotide dissociation stimulator-like 2 (gene rgl2). Gene Ontology annotation, biological process: Ras protein signal transduction; positive regulation of GTPase activity. The transcript has 20 exons. Gene Ontology annotation, molecular function: guanyl-nucleotide exchange factor activity. Gene Ontology annotation, cellular component: plasma membrane. Bases 408 to 2645 code for a protein of 745 amino acids. Lineage: Eukaryota; Metazoa; Chordata; Actinopteri; Osmeriformes; Osmeridae. The record is from RefSeq and is a predicted model, not a curated record.